AUGGAGCGGAACUGGCAUUUGGCCAACAUUGACCAGCGCCGGAAGGCGACGGGCGUCAACGGCCGACUCCCUGAGCUCAUGUCCGCUGGGAACGAUCGCGAUUGGAUUGUCAAACUCCUUGCUCCUCCCAUCUUCCCAAGCUCCAGGUCUGUACCCGCAUACUACCUCACUCCGACAAUCGAACGUAAACACGAAUUGGGCGCCCUCUCGGUACUCCCACCCGAGAUCAUCGCGCACAUAUUCUCUCAUCUAAAGUCCGCCGACGACGCAAUCUGCCUCGCCGUCACCCAUCGUCUCUUAGGCCACGAUGGCUUUCGUCGCGUCUGGAGAUUGCGCCGUCGAGGCUUCUCUCAUCUUGGUAGUUGGGCUGGUGAUCGUAUCAUCACCAUCGAAGACGGCGCGAGUGAUGUACCGAACAACAUACUCACGGUGGAAGAAUUGAAGGAAGUGAGGAAGGUGAGCAAGGGCAGACGUGGGCUGUAUCACUAUGUCGGCAAACACUACGGAUGGGCCAAUGCCCAGCGAGAAUGCACCUGUAUCGCGUGCGUCGAGAAUCCGGCUUUAGCGCGCGUGUUACUGGGCACGGGCGAUCACCUGCGCGUACGCCUACUUCUCAGCGACACGACCCCACAAUACGACAUGCGCGGCAACUGGGCGCUAUGCAAUCUAGAUACCAAGGAGUAUGCUCGCGCGAAGGCCAUCGCCAAAGCACGCUUUCUGUAUCAUGCAGACUACCAACGAGGCAGUUCUGUCAACGGACCCUUCGUAUCGGGCCCGGAGACAGUUCUAUAUCUCGGCUCUCUUGCCCUUAUAUUGACGACUUGGUCAAAGAGGGGUGGUAUUAGGGGUCCAUGGGCUGGCAAUCGCCUUGUUAUAUGUGAUGUUGACACACUGAAAAGUCAAAAGUGGGAAGAUAUGUCGGACUGGGGGGUCAUCUGGGGACGGGAGUAUGUGGUAGAGCAUCGUGAUAUGUAUCCAAAAUUUUCAAUGUAUUGA
Messenger RNA from Peniophora sp. CBMAI 1063, 996 nucleotides. The record is from the annotation of a GenBank genome assembly. NCBI's taxonomy places the organism in Eukaryota, Fungi, Basidiomycota, Agaricomycetes, Russulales, Peniophoraceae.